Molecule: messenger RNA, 246 nt
Organism: Mesorhabditis spiculigera
Lineage: Eukaryota; Metazoa; Nematoda; Chromadorea; Rhabditida; Rhabditidae
Source: the annotation of a GenBank genome assembly
AUGCCGAAUCACAACUCCGUUUUCAACGUCCGCUCCGGACCUUCGCACCCCAACACGACGAUUAGCAAUGCGCAGAAUAUGAGUCCGGCCGAUCGUGCUGCAUGCGGAGGAGGACUCGCCAGAGGUUCCAACGGUCAAAAUCAAGUCACCAAUCAGACGCCCUCCCAAGUCGGACGCACCUUGGAGUCACGUGGCUACGCUGCCCUCGGCGGCUCUACUCCCAGCAACCAGGCCUACGUCAAGAAA